AUGUCAGCGCGUCCAGGCACGACGCGGCCGCCGGAAUCUGAGGAAAAGCGGCGGCGCUGCGCCGAGCGCGAGGGACGCCGCCGGGCCCGCCGUCGCCGCCGCGAGGACCACGCCGCCGCCACCGGCACUCAGCCGGCGCACAGGGAUGGCGACUCGAGCGACGACGAGUUGCCGCCUGCCGAACUCCACCACUAUGAGCGAGAGCGAGAUGCGAUCAAGUCGGGCAGGGAGCAGCUAUUCGCGGAUGCUUUGCCCGCGUGGCGCAGCGUUCGCGGCGUUUGCGCGCGCUUGGCUCGCUUCCGGCGCCGCGACCCUACGCUUUAUAGUGACGCCUACGUCGCCGCCUGCCUGCCGCGGCUGUUGGCGCCGUAUGUGCGCCAUCAGCUCAUACUAUGGAACCCGCUGGCGGACGAAGACAAUGAGGACUACGAGAAAAUGGACUGGUACAAAUGUCUCAUGAUGUAUGGCGUUCGGCCAGAAAAGCUGUCCAGUGGGUCAUCAGGCUCUGAAGAUGAGAUGGAACCGCUGCCGCCGGUCACUGAGGAAACGGUCCGUGAUGACCCGGACUUAUUCCUUGUGCCGACCCUGGUCAACCGGGUUGUGCUACCUAAGUUAACCGAACUGAUCGAGCACGCAUGGGACCCGAUGUGCGUGCGUGGCUGCGUGCGCCUACGCGCGCUUUUAGUGAAGUUCGCAGCGUUACCCGGCUCUCGUACAGCGCUGCAGCGAUUAGCGGCCAGCGCGCGAGCUCGCCUCGCCUCGCACGUGGCCGCUGAUGUCUUCCUGCCACCUGUCGUGGGCGAGGGCACCAGCGGCGCGUUCUGGCGGCGCUGCCUGGGCGCGGGCGUGCGCCUGCUGCGCGCCACGCUGGCGCUCACGGGCCCGCCCGCGCUGCUGCACGCCGACCCCGUCGUGCGCACGCUCGUCGAUACACUAAGCACGGCAGCGGGCGCCGCUCCUGGGCCCAGCGCCGCCGCCGCCGCCGCCGCGCUGGCCGAGACUUUACCGCGCUCGGGCCGCCUGCGCGCAGAAGCGCUGAAACGAUUGGCGCAGCUGGCGCAAGUGGCGCUCUCGCGGUUAGAAACUGACAACCCGCUGCAUUUAAAAGCAUUGGAUCAAGCCCGCUCGGUUAUAGCAGAGGCGCGCGCCAUGGAGUAAAAUUGUGUCCGAAUGCUCGAGUUUGACUCGCAUGGCGGAUCCUCUUCAGAGAUGUAAGCUGCUGUAUAUAAAUUGGUAUUGAAAUAAUCAAACCAUAACAUUGACUUAACAAAAUGACAGUAAAUAAUAAUAAUCUCCGUCAUGAAGUUUACAAAGAUACCGUGACUGAAAAACAGACAAGUUUUCUUCCAAGUAGAUUUGGAUAGUAUUGAAUUAUUUAUUCGAAGUUACAGCACAGCUAGAAGUUGGUUUUGAAUAUUAACGAAUUACACACAACUUCCAAUAGCCCUUAAAUUAACUUUAAGCUUCAGCAGCUUUGUCGUUGUUGAUAAGUGAAUGAAAGGAUUGUUAGAAUGAGUCGGGACAAUCUUGAGACUAGCCCCCUUAUUAAUACAAGUUACUUACACGCUCAUUGAACAGUGUUUUAUAGUUCAGUAUGGAAACGUCAUUUUAAAACAGUGUUCAACAAGCGUGUAACUUUUUAUUAGUUAGGGGUUACUGUCAAAUAGUCUUGAUUAUAUCCCAUUUGAAGUACUAUUUAUUAACCGUAAGAAGAUAUGAGCUUUUAUAUGAUAUCUCACAGCAAUAUUGAAAAAAAUUUCAUUGGACCACGAAUUAAAAGUAAUUUUGUUAUAGCCAAUCGAUUUUGAAAGGCUUCAAUUGUCAUGAUUGUUACAAAAUCAAAAACUAACAAGAUGUUUGCACAGCGUCUUUUUCUAACGCUAAGAAAUGAUGAAUUGGAACGUUAUUUCCUCUAUCAUAGAGGAACUACUUACACAAAUCAAGUGUAAUGAAUUAAAAUAUUUUGCACCUCAGCAGAAUUGAUAGGAAAUGUUUGUGAACCCGAUUUGAGCGCUAUGUGAAUGAUAAUCCGAUAGCUAGUUAUAAUGUAUACCAUUGUAUAUAAGCAACGUGAAAUGGCUUCUUGUGUGAGGGAUAAAUAAAUGAUAAUUUUUUAA
Messenger RNA from Ostrinia furnacalis (Asian corn borer), 2117 nucleotides. Its product is annotated as PAX3- and PAX7-binding protein 1. The coding region runs from base 1 to 1158 and encodes 385 amino acids. NCBI's taxonomy places the organism in Eukaryota, Metazoa, Arthropoda, Insecta, Lepidoptera, Crambidae. Gene Ontology annotation, cellular component: nucleus. Gene Ontology annotation, biological process: mRNA splicing, via spliceosome. The transcript has 11 exons. The record is from RefSeq and is a predicted model, not a curated record. Gene Ontology annotation, molecular function: DNA binding.